Molecule: messenger RNA, 2412 nt
Organism: Pangasianodon hypophthalmus (striped catfish)
Lineage: Eukaryota; Metazoa; Chordata; Actinopteri; Siluriformes; Pangasiidae
Product: cytochrome b5 domain-containing protein 1
Exons: 4
Coding region: 1486-1923 (145 amino acids)
Source: RefSeq, a predicted model, not a curated record
CUUGCUAUGUAAUGCUUAUCCUUUAGCAUGGCUUUCAAGUUUGACAAACUUUCAUGUGUGUGUAUUCUCUAGUGAGAAGACAUCAUUUAUUCCCCAUGUCCCCAUACAAAGCAUUAGAUGCACAACAGAUUUUUAAAAAGUUUAUACGUGAUCAUAGCAAUGCACCCAUAAAAUUGUAGUAGUCUGAUUUGAUUUCUAUAGGCCAGCUAUAUUAAAUGAAAACCAAGGCCUGUAUGUGCCUUCGUCAGCCACAGAAAAUAGCAGUGCCUAAAAUCACCACCCACCCAUCUCAAACCUGCUCCUAUGGCUCUGACAGUGUAUGACAAUACAUAAUUCAGAUUUCAUGGUGGUGCAAACAAGCCUUGAGAAACACAUGCUAAUUUCUUAAACAAUUUUGCCAAAACUUGUUUUAACAAUCCUUAAAAUGCCCUAUCCUUUACUGAACCAACUGUAAAUGCUAAAACAUAGUACAAAUCCUGCUGAUCACACAGUCUCUGUCUUCGAAUCAGUCCAGAGCACACUACAGUGCAUGUGAAUUUCUAGAUGCAAAUAUAACAAACAUGCAUAUUAAUUCCAUCAUGUACCUCAAAACUUUACCCCAGCAUUGUAUUAGCUAUCACUGGGAGGCUGCAGUGGGGUCACAGAGGUUCUUGACUGGGGUCAGGGGAACUCCAGGGGUCCAUGAAGCAUAGCCAGUGGGUCUGUGAGUUUUUAAUAUUGUUACAGUGGUGGAAAUCACUACCCACCAUUAUGAAAGUUGUCCCCUUAUGGUUCUUACAGUUACUAAAGUUAUCAGCCUGUUUGACUGGUAACUUCAAUUAAACCUUAAAAACUGAAAACAAAUAUUGCAAUAUAUAAUGUAAACUUGGACCUGGCCUGUUGAUAGAACGUUUAGAAAUAAAAAGCCAGAAUAUUAUUGUACAGAUCUGAAUAAUGUGCCUAAUAUUUAAAUAGUAAAUAAAACAAUCCUGGGCUGAAAACCUGCACUAUAGCUAACUGGUGACAGCUCUACUUUUAAUAUCAAAGAAGCCUUCUUUAAGUUGUAUUUUGAUAUCUCUUUAUGGAAGUGUGUGAUGAUCUGAGCAUGCAGUUUGCACAGUGCUAACAAGACUUAAUGCUGUUUGUAGCUACAUUAGUUUCUUAACUAAUGACGCACACUUUAAGUGAAGUGAAGUGAUGUUAGACACCAAACAUGCCUUAUCGAGUCCACUGGGUGUAAAGGGGAAACUGUAAUUCUUUAUAUAUAAUUUUUUUUUUCUUCAAACUGUUGCUGUAAUAUUUUUUCCUCCUUUGGAAAUCUCUGUGCUGUACAGAAGGGUAGUGUGAGAUGUCGCGGUUGCCACAGUAACCACCGUGUGUACAUUUCGGCUCCACUGAAAUAAUAAUGGAGGCGUUUUCAGCUAACAGCUAAUGCAACUCUUUGGCGAAAUUUAUCUAAACAUAUUCUGGUUGUUGCGUUAAUAUUUCUUAACCAAUCUUAUUACAAUGCCACGUCCGAAGUAUUUUACACCAAAUGAAGUGUCCGUGCACAAUACAGUAGGAGACCUGUGGGUAUCGUAUCUGGGUAAAGUUUAUAACCUGACACCUUUACUUCAGGAGUACAAAGGCGAUGUACUUCUGAAACCGAUUAUUGAAAGUGCAGGCAAGGACAUCAGUCACUGGUUUGACCCCAAAACCAAAGAUAUUCUUACCCAUGUUGACCCUUUAACCGGCUGUGUGAAGUAUCACACACCCAGGGGGCGUUUUGUGCAUGUGCCCCCCACGUGCCCGCGCACUGACUGGGCCAAUGAUUUUGGGAAGCCUUGGUGGAAAGAUAUGCGCUACGAAGUUGGCAUUCUGACAGCCAAGGCCCGCUGGAUCCGUAUCAUCAACACACUCACUGCCCAGGAACAGAGGUUGGAGGGUGAAUCCAAGGUGCACUGAUUAGAUCAAAUGUAUGUCAGUGCAUAAAAGUCAAUGAUGGCUGUAUGUGCAAAAUGUAUGUCUGCUUAUGCAUAAGCCUAAAUGUUGCAUAAAUCUGUUAUUUUUCUUUUGUCAACUGGGUUAGCUGCACUGUGCUUUAGCGUGCUGAAGAGGGCAGGAUUGAUCUAUUUCUGGAUUCUUCUCACUUUGCCCUCCCCCAAUCCUCUUUUGACUUCUUAGUUCAUUUUACCCUCCCUUUGCUUUCUGCAUCUAAUUCUCCUCCUGCUCGACAAAGGGAAAUGUUACUGCUGUUAUGCCGCUGGGUGUACAAGUGGUCCAAGCCUGGGUUCAUGAUUUAAUCCUACAGUCCAGUGACUGCAGCAGGGUGGCCAAGCAUGCUCCUGCCAAAUGCCUCAUCUGGCAUAAGGCUAUUCUGGAUGGUCCAAAGGCAUACAGGAUUAUUCCUAUUGUCUUGCUUUUAUGCUCUCCACGUCAACCCCCCCCCCCCCC